Exaiptasia diaphana is the source of this 1661-nucleotide messenger RNA. Its product is annotated as BTB/POZ domain-containing protein 2. Gene Ontology annotation, biological process: neurogenesis. The transcript has a single exon. The record is from RefSeq and is a predicted model, not a curated record. Lineage: Eukaryota; Metazoa; Cnidaria; Anthozoa; Actiniaria; Aiptasiidae. Bases 91 to 1398 code for a protein of 435 amino acids. Gene Ontology annotation, cellular component: cytosol. Gene Ontology annotation, molecular function: protein binding.
CGAAAGCUGAACACUAACUUCGUUUUAUAUCGCGUCGAGUUUCUUAACGUUUACUUCUACUAUUGGAUAUCAUAAGUUGCUGGAAGAAACAUGGAAUCCUCCAACUGGCAAACUAAACUGUCUUCUGUCAGAGAACGUACUCAAUACGCGUUCAAMAARUCCUUGUUCUGCGAUGUCAAGUUCACCGUGGUARACUCGCUUAAUGGUGGUAAAGUCACUGUUCCAGCCAACAAGUACAUGCUAGCCGUCAGCAGUCCUGUYUUUGAAGCCAUGUUUUACGGUAAUCUCGCAGAAAAGMRAGAUAYSAUYGACCUACCAGACUGCACCAAGGAAGGACUACAAGAAUUGCUUCGYUUUGUGCACUCGGAUGAAGUGAACUUGACCGGAAAUAACGURAUGGAAGUACUUUACAUUGCAAACAAGUAUGAUAUGCCAUUUCUUGCCAUGAAAUGUAGAGAGUACCUUAAAGAAUACCUGAAGGCUGAAGAAGUGUUUACUGUUCUUCCUCAAGUGCAAAAACUCGGUGAUAAAGAGCUUGAAGAAUAUUGCUGGAAAGUUAUUGACAACAAGACCCACCUCGCAAUGCCAUCAAAACCAUUCUUCAAAGUAUCUCGAGAAAUUCUGUCCCAAGUCUUAGUUCGAGACUCUUUGAAAAUCGAUGAGGUGGAGAUCUUUCAAGCUGUAGAUAAAUGGGCUGCAAAAAAGAUUGAAAAAGAAGGAUUAGAGAGCACUGGAGAUUCUAAACGAGCCAUUCUUGGAGAAGAUAUCAUCAGACUUAUUAGAUUUCCUUUGAUGUCGCAGGAUGAAUUUGCUGAAGUGGUGCUUCCUUGUGAAAUUCUAAAAAGGUGCGAACUUACGGAGUUGUUUCAAAUCUUUAGCAAACUUACUCCGUCAACCAGUAUGUUUUGUGAAAGGAGUCGAAAAGGAAGAGAACUAAAAUUGACAAAUAAUCGUUUUGAUUGCUCGAAUAUUCAUCGUCGAUUUUUUUCGAAGUCCUACGAUGGCAUCAAAUGUGAUGCAAUCAGCUUCACUGUGAACAAAGACGUCAUUCUAAUGGGUGUACAAAUGUUUGGCGAGAAAGAAUCAGCCUAUAAAAUUAAAUUGGAAAUCUUAAAUGGUGAUCAAAUCAUUUCAAGUCAAUCUUCAUCGUAUGGUAGUGAAUUGAAUGAUAGAUAUUAUUUCACUGCCAAGCUUGAUAAGCCAGUCACAUUAAAACCAAAUGUCUUAUAUACCAUAUCGGCUGUUAUUAAAGGACCGCCUACUCCUUUUGGUGCUGGUGGUAAAGAGGUGAUACAUAACGAUGGCGAUUUAAAAAUAACAUUUAAAAACUCUGAUCGGUCUACCAAUGGAACAACUGUUGAACAGGGGCAGUUUCCAARACUUCUUCUGAAGUACUAACUUUAUAGAAUUGAUGAUUAAUUGACUUCAAAUUUAUUGCCACCGCAUGAUUUCAAACGGUGGGAGAAUGAGUACAAGCUCCUUCAGAGAGAUASCAGUCUCUUAUAAGACGGACGACCGUCUGGAGAUUGGAAAUAAUCGUCAUAAUUAGUGUGCAAAAUAUUCGAAAAGUUGUAGCCUCGUUGCAUUUCGGGAAUUAUCAAAAACAUCGAAGAUAAUACCAGAUGUAACGCGCCUAGUAAAGCUGCUGACCAAUCAAAUUA